This is a messenger RNA of Varanus komodoensis (Komodo dragon), 4917 nucleotides long. RefSeq names its product UDP-glucose glycoprotein glucosyltransferase 2 (gene UGGT2). Lineage: Eukaryota; Metazoa; Chordata; Lepidosauria; Squamata; Varanidae. Gene Ontology annotation, molecular function: UDP-glucose:glycoprotein glucosyltransferase activity. Gene Ontology annotation, cellular component: endoplasmic reticulum. The record is from RefSeq and is a predicted model, not a curated record. The transcript is spliced from 39 exons. The coding region runs from base 227 to 4483 and encodes 1418 amino acids.
CGGCGGCGAGAGCUCCCCGCGCAAGGCGGUGGCUGCUCGGCUGGCGGCGAAAUGGCCGGCGACGCCGUUGCUGCUGGAGGCCAGUGAAUUCAUUGCAGAAGAAAGCAAUGAGCAAUUCUGGCAGUUUUUGGAAACAGUGAAAGAAUUAGCAGUAUACAAAAAAGGAGCUUCAGAUCAUUCUUAUUACAACUUAAUCUUGAAGAAAGCUGGGCAGUUCCUCACAAAUAUGCAGAUUAACCUUUUGAAAUUUUCACUUUCCUUACGAGCGUAUUCCCCAACUGUUCAGAUGUUUCAGCAGAUUGCAGCUGAUGAGCCUUCCCCGAAAGGUUGCAGCGCAUUUGUGGUUAUCCAUGGGAAGAGCACCUGCAAGGCUGAUGAAAUUAAGAAGCUUCUGAAGAAGGCCGCUGAAAGGCCCAAGCCAUAUCUGUUCAAAGGCGAUCAUAAAUUUCCCACGCUCAAUGAAACUGUCCCAGUAGUGAUCCUUUAUGCUGAAAUGGGUACAAAAGACUUCGCCACAUUUCAUGAAGUUUUGUCUGAAAAAGCACGAAAGGAGGAGAUAGUUUACAUUCUCCGACAUUUUGUCCAGAAACCCAUCUCCAAGAAGAUGUAUUUGUCUGGAUAUGGUGUGGAACUUGCAAUAAAGAGUACAGAGUACAAAGCGGUGGAUGACUUUCAGGCAGAAGCUAAAAGAAAUACAACGGAGGAAGAUGUUGAUGAGGAAAGUGAGGUCCAAGGAUUUCUCUUUGACACAUUAAAGCAGAACUAUCCAGACCUCAGGGACAAUCUGACAGAGCUGAGAAAAUACCUCAUUGAAAGUUCUGAUGAUACAGAGCCUUUGAAGGUGUGGGAAUUACAAGAUCUUAGCUUUCAGGCAGCAUCUCGAAUUCUCUCUGUCCCUGUUUACAGUGCAGUAAAGGUCAUGAAAGACAUCGCACAAAACUUCCCAGUAAAAGCCAGAUCCCUAACCAAAGUGCUAGUAAACCAACAAAUGCGAAAAGAAAUAGAAGACAAUCAAAAGCAUCUGCAUAAAACUCUUGAACUUCAGCCAGGGGAAGCACGUCUGUUUCUAAAUGGCCUUCCUAUAGACUUGGAAUUUCAUGAUCCAUUUAGUAUUUUAGACACUCUGAGGCUGGAAGGGAAAGCGAUGCAUGGACUUCACUCCCUUGGAAUUAAGGAAGAUGUUCUUAGCAAAUUCAUGAGACUGGCAGUCCAUUCUGAGGAUGAAGCUUAUGCAUUAGACAUCCGUCACUCAUCAAUAGUAUGGAUCAACAACAUCGAAAAAGAUCAGAUGUAUGACAAGUGGCCCUCGAGUUUUCAGGAACUUCUUAAACCAGCAUAUGCAGGAAUGAUGCGGCAGAUCCGACGAAAUUUAUAUAAUUUGGUUCUCUUUAUUGAUCCUACUCAGGAAGAAGCAGUACACUUCAUUAAACUUGUUGAAGUUAUCUACAGUCAAAAAGUACCUAUUAGAAUUGGAUUUGUUUUCGUCGUAAAUACGGAUGAAGUGGUUGAUGGAAAUCAGGAUGCGGGAGUAGCUUUAUGGAGGGCCUUUAACUUCGUUGCAGAGGAAAUGGAUAUCCCUGAAGCUUUUGGCUCCAUAAUACAUAUGUACCGUGAAGUGAAAGAUGGAGGCGUACUUUCUGUGUCGCAUGUGAAACGUGUUCUUCGCAGUGCAUUUCCUCAUGCUGACAUGCAGGAUAUCCUGGGCAUUCACUCCUACUAUGAUGAGAGGAGAAAGGCAGGAGCCGCGUUUUAUAAGAAGACUCGCCUGGGCCCGUUGCCUCAAGCUCUCUUUAAUGGAGUGCCCUUUAACAAAAAAGAGAUGAACAUUGGGGAGUUGGGGACCUCUCUGCUAAAGAUCAUGGAAGCCACAGAGUCCUUUCAGAGGGCAGUGUUCAUGGGCUUGUUGAAUGAUCACAAGGAUGCAGUAGACUUCAUCAUGGAGCAACAGAAUGUCGUUUCACAUAUACACGACAAAAUUCUUGACACUGAAAGAAGAUACCUGAACUUUGCAUCACCAUCAGUUCCUAUAGAUACGAAGGAUCUCUCGACCUUUUCCUUUCUGGACUCCCAAGAUAAGGCCUUUGUUAUGUCAGAAAACAUGAAGUAUGUGACAAAGAAAGAUGAUAAUGUGAUAUAUCCAGUUACCAUAUGGAUUGUGGCCGAUUUUGAUAAGCCAGAUGGGAGGCAAUUGCUUUCCAAUGCACUGAAACACCUGAAAACCAGCAGUCACAUUCAACUUGGGGUCGUGCACAAUCCUGCUGCAAAAAUUACGGAAGAUGGCACUGUCAUGGCAAGGGCCAUCUCGGCAGCGUUUUUAACACAGAAAAAUGCGAGCUUGAAAACCUUUCUUGCUCACAUUCUUAAGGAGGAGAUAGCACAGAGUCUUGCUACGGGAACUAAGAUCAAGAAGUUUCUCCUUCCGGGUAUGAAUGGCGAUGCUUUUGAGAAGAAAUAUAACACCAUGGGCACAGAGCUCAUUAAGGUUCACCAGAUGUUUUGCCAAGAGGUUCUUAAGCUACUUCCUGGGCAAAUGGCUACAGUUAGUAAUGGCCGGAUAAUAGGCCCUAUAGAAGCAAAUGAAUUCAGUGUAGAAGAUUUUGAUUUGCUGGAGAAGGUCACACUGACGACAGCGACGGCGAAGAUUAAAAUUCUUGUCAAGGAAAUGGCUUUGGGCAGUAAAAGGGGGAGUAAUUUAGUCAUGAAAGUGAAUGCGCUGCUUUCUUCAUUGCCAAAAAUGGAUACCCGCCAUGAUAUUGAAUUUCUUGACGACCAGCACAGUGUCCUAAAGGUAGAUCCUCAGCAAAGUGAGCCCUUCUUUGACAUUGUUGGCAUUGUCGAUCCACUGACAAGAGAAGCUCAGCAGUUGUCACAUUUACUGUUUGUGCUUGGUCAGAUUGUCAACAUGAGGGUGAGGCUUUUCAUGAACUGUAGAUCCAAGCUGUCAGAAUUACCUCUGAAAAGUUUUUACCGUUUUGUUCUGGAGCCAGAACUCACCAUUGGGACCAACAAUAUCUUUCCGUAUCCGCCUGGGGCCACCUUCUUUGAAAUGCCAGAAUCCCCUCUUCUGACACUAAACAUGAUCACUCCAGAAAGCUGGUUGGUUGAAGCGGUGAACAGCUCUUAUGACCUUGAUAACAUUCAUUUGAAAGAAGUAGACGGUGUUGUUUCAGCAGAGUAUGAAUUGGAGUAUUUGUUGCUUGAAGGGCGUUGUUUUGAUGUGUCCAAUCGACAGCCAACUUAUGGACUGCAGUUCACUCUGGGAACACGGAAUAACCCUGUUAAAGUCGAUACCAUUGUGAUGGCUAACCUGGGUUAUUUCCAGUUAAAAGCAAACCCUGGUGCUUGGAUUUUGAGACUUCGUGAAGGAAGAUCUGAAGAGAUCUACGAAAUAUUUAAGCACGAAGGGACUGAUUCUUCUGGAGUUUCAGAAGAGGUUAUUGUGGUAUUAAACAGUUUCAAGAGCAAAAUCAUUGAAGUCCAGGUUCAGAAGAAACCUGAUGAAAUUAAUGAAAACCUCCUGAAUGACCAAGAAGACGACGAGGGUUCCAUGAUAAGUUUUUCAGGAGCAACUCAGACAACAGAAAAGGGGAAGAAAAUGGAUAUAUUAAACAUAUUUUCUGUUGCUUCUGGCCAUUUAUAUGAACGCUUUUUAAGAAUUAUGAUGCUCUCUGUUCUGCGGCACACCAAGACACCAGUUAAAUUUUGGUUUCUGAAAAAUUAUCUGUCGCCUACAUUUAAAGAAGUGAUCCCUCAAAUGGCGGAAGAAUAUGGAUUCCAGUAUGAACUUGUGCAGUACAAAUGGCCCCAGUGGCUUCAUCAACAGACAGAAAAGCAAAGAAUUAUAUGGGGCUACAAAAUUCUCUUCCUGGAUGUCCUCUUCCCCUUGGCUGUCGACAAAAUAAUUUUUGUUGAUGCAGACCAGAUCGUUAGAAGUGACCUGAAAGAACUCAGAGAUACAGAUCUGAAAGGAGCACCAUAUGGAUAUACCCCCUUCUGUGACAGUCGCAAAGAAAUGGAUGGUUACCGUUUCUGGAAGUCUGGCUACUGGGCUUCACACCUCGGGAAACGAAAGUACCACAUCAGUGCUUUAUACGUUGUGGAUCUGAAGAGGUUCCGGAAGAUCGCUGCAGGAGACAGGCUGAGAGGGCAGUAUCAAGCUCUCAGUAAAGAUCCAAACAGUCUUUCCAACCUAGAUCAGGACCUCCCAAACAACAUGAUUCAUCAGGUGGCCAUCAAAUCCCUUCCGCAAGAGUGGCUGUGGUGUGAAACGUGGUGCAGCGAUGAAUCCAAGCACAAAGCUAAAACCAUUGACCUGUGUAACAAUCCAAAAACCAAAGAACCAAAACUUGAAGCUGCGAUCAGGAUAGUUCCUGAAUGGACAGAAUAUGACUCCGAAAUACAGAAGCUAAUAAAUCGAAUCCGAAAGAAGAGGAAAAAUGCAGGCCGGUCCCAUAAAAACGGUUCUGAACAUGAUGAACUUUAGCACUGCUUGGACGUAGCUGCCGUAGCAUUUCUCUGCUGCCGGCCAUAGACUGGGUGGAAGCGCUCGCUUUCAUGGAUGUAAAUACUACGGAGACACGCUGUACCUUUGAAGAUCCUUGAAUGUGCAAUCAGUGGGGAGAGUGGAAAGGAAGCCCAGCCAAGAGCUGACUGUAUAGCUUGUUCUUCAGUCCAGCGGGUUUCCAUAUUGGUUGCUGAAGUUAGUUUGAAUUUAUGGUGCUAUUUUCCCUAGGCACCCACUGCUCUUACCUCACACAACACAAUUUGUUGAAAAUAUCAUGCAGUUCACGAGCGUGUAUACAUUUGCGAGUGAUCAUCUAGGCGUCUAGCACAAACCCACGCAAUACUUACUUAAGCGUUUCUACCCUGUCUUUUUGCAGAAGUUUCCAAGAAGGCUGACUUGAGCCGUUACUUGAA